Molecule: messenger RNA, 6203 nt
Organism: Hippocampus zosterae (dwarf seahorse)
Lineage: Eukaryota; Metazoa; Chordata; Actinopteri; Syngnathiformes; Syngnathidae
Gene: otud7b
Product: OTU deubiquitinase 7B
Exons: 11
Coding region: 188-2689 (833 amino acids)
Biological process (GO): protein K63-linked deubiquitination; protein K11-linked deubiquitination; protein K48-linked deubiquitination
Cellular component (GO): nucleus; cytoplasm
Molecular function (GO): cysteine-type deubiquitinase activity; K63-linked polyubiquitin modification-dependent protein binding; zinc ion binding
Source: RefSeq, a predicted model, not a curated record
UGGCCGUCUAGCGGCGUGGGCGGGCUCUUAGACUCGGUUGACGUUGUUGUUGAAAGUGGAGUGGAAAUUACUUUGUGGCUGAUGGUCCGGCUUGGGGAUUUGACGCUUAGUUACGCCACGAGAAGAUGCUCCAAAGUUAACCACUGUCCAUUUUCACCGAGUGGGCGAAAGUAGGAGGACGGGAAGGAUGAAAACAUCUGCGGGGCUGCUCAAGGAAAGAACGUACCCGCCCCCGGAAAAAGAAAUGGCUCGGCUCGGACGGCCUGUACUGCAGAGACAAGACGACGUGACCCAAGCUGCCGAAGGGCGUCAGGCGAGCGCGGUCCCGGCCCGCGAUGCCUCACCCGCUGCGACUUCCCUGGCGCACGCCUCCGGCCCCGCGGGUGGCAGUGACGAGCAACUGCUGAACACACCCGAGUUCACCUUCCAGCUGCCCGACCUCAGCAUGUACCAGGACGACUUCCAGGUCAGCGAGAGGGACCUGAUCGAGAAGUCCAUGAUGGUGGCCUUGGAACACGCCGGACGCCUGAACUGGUGGACCAAAGUGGUUCCAAACUGUCAGAGUUUGCUGCCCCUGACGACAACCGGGGAUGGAAACUGCCUGUUACACGCCGCCUCGCUCGGCAUGUGGGGCUGUCACGACCGCGACCUGUCGCUGCGCAAGGCGCUGCACGAGCAGAUGGAUCAUGGGGAAAAGCAGGAGGCCCUCAAGCGCCGCUGGAGGUGGCAGCUGACCCAGCAGAACAAAGAGUCGGGCCUGGUCUACAGCGAGGAGGAGUGGCAGAAGGAGUGGAACGAGCUGCUGAAACUGGCCUCCAGCGAGCCGCGGGUCAACUACAAUAACCACGUCAACAGCAGGGGGGAGUCCUCGGAUGAGCCCGUGUACGAGAGCCUGGAGGAGUUCCACGUGUUCGUCCUGGCCCACAUCCUCAAGCGGCCCAUCGUGGUGGUGGCCGACACCAUGCUGAGGGACUCUGGAGGAGAGGCUUUUGCCCCUAUUCCGUUCGGGGGCAUCUUCCUGCCCUUGGAGGUAGCGUCCACCGUGUGCCACCGCUCUCCGCUGGUGCUGGCCUACGACCAGGCUCACUUUUCGGCGCUGGUGCCCAUGGAGCAGAAGGACGGCGCGGAAGAGCAAGUGGUCAUCCCGCUCACUGACUCGGAGCACAAAAUGCUUCCUUUGCACUUUGCCGUCGAUCCAGGACAAGACUGGGAGUGGGGGAAGGACGACACCAACAACAAGAAGCUUGGCAGUGUGACUCUCUCAUUGGAAGCAAAGCUCCAGAUGCUUCACAGCUACAUGACUGUCAACUGGCUGCCGCUGCCCUGCGAGCAAGCGCCGCUGGCCCAGCCCGAGUCGCCCACCGCGUCGGCCGGAGACGACGUCCGCACACCUCCAGACUCCGGUGAGUCGGACAAGGAGUCCGUCAGCAGUAGUUCCAAUGGCAACGGAGACGCCGGCCCCGCGGGAUCCACGGUGAACGGCGGCGGACCCUUGGCCCAGAACAACUCGUCCGCUUCGUCCACGUCCUCCAACGGCGGGACGCCCACGAUGGGACAAAAAGAGAAAGCCAAGAAGGAGAAGGACAAAAAGAGGGCCGAGUCGGUAGCCAACAAGCUGGGCAGCUUCGGAAAGACGCUGGGCAGCAAGCUCAAGCGCAACGUGGGCGGUCUCAUGACGGGCAAGAACGGGGGUGUCGGACAAGGCAAGAAGGAGAGCGGACACAAAAAGAAGGGCUCGACGGGGGCCGAGAAGAACGCCAAGGAGGGCUCACCUGCUACGCCCCACGCGUCUGAAGACUCCGGCAAGGGCUCGCCCUCGUCGGGCAGCGAGCGUCUCAACGGGACGGGCAGCAGCACGAGCAGCAGCGGCGGCGGAGGAGGGAGCGGCGCGGAGGGCGAGACCUACAAGUACGGCGCCGACGUCAAGGUCAGCCUGGGCAUCAUCAAGGCGGCCAUGCACGGCGAGAGGAAGUUCGUGUUCGCCGGCAUGCUGACCACCGACAACCAGCACCCGCUGCGAAAGCAAAGGAUUCAGCGCUACCUCACCGAGGUGGAGGAGCGCUCCCGGGCCGAGCAGGAGCAACGGCGCGAGGCCGAGCGCAAGGGCGUGGCCUACGCCGUGGCGCCGCCCAAAAAUGGGCCGGCGACGAUUGAACUGGGCGAGAAUCCGUCGCCCUCAUUCAACCAGCUCAAGACCUCACUCCUUAGCCCUUCCAUGUACACCGGCACGGUUCCCAUCCCGCGGCCGUCCCUGACGGACGAGCCGCCCUCUGCGGCGCACCUCCACAUGCACUACGUCGAUACGCGGCGCCAAUUGGCCGGCGGCUCGCCGGCGGCCUCCUACCCGUCGUACAUCACCCUUCCGAGGCACUGCUCCGGGGCACAGGGCGCCACCCCUAACACGCCGAACUCUCAGUAUAAUAACGAUGCGGCGUCCUCGUACCCGCCAGAGCUCAUCCCGCCAGACUAUGCCAGGUUCCGCCCCACCAACGGCUUCCUGGAGCCCGGCAGUACGCUUCCGGCAGUGCGCCACUACUCCCUGGGCAGCGUGGGCGCUCUUCCCAGCCUGCCGUCCAGUCUUUGUCGGACCCCCAACUGCGUGUACUACGGACUCCCCCAGACGGGCAACUACUGCUCCUCCUGCUACCGCAAGAACAAGGACACGGAGCCCGUAAUCCAGAGGUUCUGACCCGAUUUCCCGUGAUGAGUGGCCUUCUUCAGUUCAGUUUGGGCACAAUUGGCUACCGCUUCCCGGCUCGGGAAGAGACGCGCUCCCCAGACUCAAAACGGGGUGGUCUCGCAUCACUAGAAAAUGCACUUCUGUUACAUUUUUGCUGAGGCUCUUAUGCAGUUGUCCGAGUGUGUGUGUGUGGGGUGUGUGAGUGUGGGGUGUGGGGGACGGCUGCAGGCUCGUCCUCUUCAUCCAUAUUCAAGGCCUGGCCUCUGUCACUUCCUCGUGGGGAGAAUGGAAAUGACAGGACAGGUGCCUGCACAGUACAGAGCGUGGAAACUGCGGGAUGCAGAAAGAAAGAGGGCGUGUCACCACGAGCGGUAGAAGCAAGCCAUUUGAGCAUUUGUUCGAUAUCCAACGAGUGCACCGGAUUGUCUGACUAGUGAGGACAAUGCGUGUACUCGCACAUGGACCUUAUGCUGGAUACCUUUUGGAAUGAAUAAAAUGUUCAAAAUAGUUAAUUGAAAGCUGUUUGAGCAUCGUUUUGCUGUCCACCUUAAGGACCUACUCGUGGGCUAGAAAGACGCAGACACUGAUGAGGCCAAAGCGUACUCGUACAGAGACCUGAAGAUGCUCCAAUGGCUUUCUGUAUGAGGGUUUGGUUUGACACUACUGCCUGUGUACGACGGCGGUGACAGAAAUGACGAAAACGACUCUGCACUGAUCGUACCCCCGGUACCAGUCUUCCAUGUUGGGCCAAGGGUACUAAAGCAGUGUUUCCAUCAAGUGGUACACUUUGGUACAUGAAGGUUCACUUGGGUUCAUUUGGGUUUUGCUUGGUUUGCCGAGUGUUGGAUUACACGUUGGGAGGUUCCAGAUGCAGAUGCAGGUGCAAAGUGGGGAUAAGACAUGAGAUAUUCAGGGUUUAUCAUCCAAGACCUGCAAAAACCAAAACUGCAGUCAAUCAGUCUCGCGUUGUUCUAACUCCGUCUCAAGUCCUCAAAGACUCGAUCCCGUCUGGAGUGAUCAAAGUCUUACUGACUUGUCUUCUAGUCCUAAAUGCGUUGGUCUUACUUUGGCUCAAGUGCUCAAAGUCAUGUCCCCAGGGGCGACUUAUGACUCGGCGGAGAGACUGCCUUAUGGCUGUCUUGGGAACGCCUCGGGAUUCUGGGCUGGAUGAGGUGGCUCGCGAGAAGGAAGUCCGCUCAUCCCUGCAUAAGCUACUGACCAUGAAUAAGCGGAAGGAAAUAGUUGGAUGGAGCCAUGCCGGUCUUGAGACUGUGUCAACUGCAUUUGUGUGUGCGUUGCAGCGCAUGUAGCUACAGACUUUUUAAUUUAUUCCUCAGUGAAGAAAAAAAAUGAGAAGGACGGAAGUGUCUGUCUCUACCUUAGAGACGCUUACUGCCACAAAAGGCACACGGAUAACUCCAAAUGGGUACCCAAGUGAACCGUAACACUUGAUGGAAAUGAGGCUCCGACCGACAUCUAAGCACUGACAGCGUCUCAGCUCCUGAGGACCACAACCUCCUCCAAGGCUCACCAGGGGUUUUUUUUGUGUGUGUGUGUGUGUUCUGUCCUGCUUUAUUCGGAAAGUUGUAGGGGCACAUUGGCCACUUUCCCGUCUCUGCACAAUUCCAAGCACUUUUGGUCGGGACCUCCCCAAGGCUUUGGUGCUCGUCUCAAGUGGGACUUUCCCACCUCGGCGUUCCGUUUCAUUCUUCCGGCUGAAGCUCCUUGUUACUAGUCUGCUCUUUGCCAUCACUAGUAAGACAAGUCACCAUACCUGUAGCACAACUGUCUUACAAGUAAUGUCUUUUCCACGACUAGGAUCACUUUUGAACAAAAUUCACAAUACUCCCGAGUAAACUACUUUGCUACGCUAGUAACACUAUUAGCCUCCUGGAUUUUUCAUUGGUCGUCACACCUAACUCGUGACAUGAGGUGACUAGUUCUACGAGUGCGCUCAAAUGUCUUAAUAGGGACGCCAAAGAGUACAAGUACAUUUGGGAGCCGAGGUUGGAUAUAGAAUCAAUUCUCGAAAUGGUUUCUGGAUAAAAAACUGUACUAGUAUGCCAAAAGAUGUCCGACUAGUGUGGACAAAGAGCGUACCAGUACCAUUACAGGUGGACGACUACUGUUUUGUUUUUAGUUGAUUAGGUUUAAUUUUUUAUUUUAUUUUUUUAGACUAGCAAACUGUUCACUGCCACGUCCGGCAUGGGACACCAUACCCCCCCCCCCCCCCAAUCCUCCUCCCAGUCGUGUAUUUAAAGUGACAGUUCAGUGGACCCCUGCUAUUGGCUGGCCAUGUAUAAUUGACCCACCAUUGAAAUGCAUUGAGGGCAGCUCGGUAGUCGACUGGUUAGCACGUCCGCCUCACAGUGCCGAGGUGCAGGGUUCGAUUCCGGCUCCGGCCUUCUUGUAUGCAGUUCGCAGGUUCUCUCCUGCGUGGGUUUUCUCCGGGUACUCCGGUUUCCUCCCACAUUCCAAAAACAGGCAUGACAGGCUAAUGGAACGCUCCAAAUUGUCCUUAGGUGUGAUUAUGAGUGCGUCUCGUUGUUCAUCUAUGUGUGUCCUGCGAUUGGCUGGCAACCAGUUCAGGGUGUCCCCCGCCUAGUACCUGAAGACAGCUGGGAUCAGCUCCAGCACACCCGCAACACUAAUGAACAUAAGGGGAUCAGAAAAUUGAGGCAAACCAAUUCUUCCAAAAACGCUGAAAAACAUUCAAUGUUUUCCACAACAAAAAAAACGGGGAACCUCCCCUACACCUCCAAAAAAUCAAAAAUUGGACAAAAGUCUGCGAAUAUGUGGAUGCCAAAUUGCCAGUGUGCAGGGUCAACGGUACAUAUAUGUUUUUUAAACAACAUUAGCAUUUUCUGUUUGUCUACGUUUCAUAUUUCGAAUUCUGACGUGAACAGUCACUGACCGUAAAAAAGAUACUUGUUUUGUUUUUUGUGAAUCCUCCAAAGAAGGAGCUGACGUUCGAACGACAAGGCAGACGUGACGUCAUGGCACACUCUUGUUUUGUAUUAAGGCAAAAGAGAGCUUGUAGAGUUAUUUUUGUACGUUUGUUAAAAGUCCCGAACGUUUGCUAACACAGGGGUUAGCCACUCAAAUAUUUCCUUAAAUUGUCUGUGUGUGUCCCCCCCCCCCCCUCCAUUUUCCCCACCAACUAUGUUGUUGCUUUUUUUCUACAGCUCCACAAAAAGAAACCGGCUGAGAAUUGUUUAUACUGUAUUUUUCUACAGCAGAAUGGACAAACCGCAUGGGACUGUGCAUGGAAACAACGACCCAUCUUUUAACCAAAUGUGUGCAUUAUUACUUGUUGUUCGUUGUUUCAUUUUUGUCAUUAAUUUUAUUGUUUUUAAUGCUUUUGAAAGUCCCCAAAGGCUUCUGGGUUUGCAAUGUGGACAGAAAGAGCAUCAGAUUUGAUAUAAUAAUUAUUAUUUUUCAUGAGGUUGUUAUUAUAAUUCUGACAUUCUCUUUGUUUGUUUGUUUUGCACCAUUUGAAUAAAUUCUCAUUGUAUUUGAAGAA